AUGGCAAGUGUACAGACUGGUUCGAAGAAGAUGAAAAUAGUGAAUGGGAUGUUAGUCGAGGUCGAUGCAAAUUCAAGCGGACAGCCACAACAACGUUUUGGAGCGCCACCCCCAAGUCAGCCGUAUAAUAUGUUUCCAUCACAAAACACCACAACCAAUCAAACAACCGCGCGAAACCCUCGCCCACAAGAUGAAGAAGUACAAAUGCCUAUUGCACUCUUAUGUGUGUUUUUGUUGUUAGCAGAAGCACUUUUUUUGAAUUGGGGAGUUGUUGCUGUUACUCUUCUCGUUAUGUUGCUUACUCUAGCCUUUUUUAUUGCUAAUUAA
Entamoeba invadens IP1 is the source of this 327-nucleotide messenger RNA. RefSeq lists its product as hypothetical. The record is from RefSeq and is a predicted model, not a curated record. The coding region runs from base 1 to 327 and encodes 108 amino acids. Lineage: Eukaryota; Evosea; Mastigamoebida; Endamoebidae. The transcript has a single exon.